GGCAACAACAGAUCUUUACCUAAGUAAACUAGUAAAGUCUGAGCCAGUAAGGGAUUGAUCUAAAGGAGGGGCACACACAGUAGCGAUCAUAUGUGAGAGGAAACUAAAAAGAAAAAAUUUUCCUAGGCUAAAUUUGCCUCCUACGCUGGCUGUAAGAAGAUAUCCUAAGAUGUGAGAGAAAAAGAUUUCACAGUGGAUCAGACAGGCGCCACUCGGCCGGGCCACAGCUGCUUGGGUGUUGACCAGGAGCGGCCCAAUUAAGGACUCGGACGACCGCGGGGUUCAAAUGCAAAUAUGUCAAACACGCAGCAAACGAGGGAGCCCACCUACUAGUAGAACUGCGUUGAUGCCCAGUUUGUCUGUCCAAAACCCACCGGAAAGGUGGGAACACCACAAUCAGAGUGUGAAAAUUUUUUAUCAUCGAGGCAGGAGAGUGACCGGUGGUGGGGUCAUGGUCGGGUCUCCGAGCGAAAGAGAACCAAGGAAACAAGAUCAACGAGGUUGGUGUACCCAAAAGGCCGCAGCAACAAGAGUCAUCGCCCAAAAAGUCGACAGUCUGGAAGAGACUCCGCCGUGCAGAUUCUGCGUCGGUCCCGCACAUGCGUGGUGGGGCAUUACCCCUCCAUGUCCAAUGAUAAGGGCGGCGGUCGAGGGCUUAAGCCCGCCCACUAAUUCGCCUUCUCGCUUGCCCCUCCAUAUAAGGAUUCCCCCUCCUUCCCCUCCCACAACUUUUUUCCUCUUUCUCUCUUCGUCCGCAUCAGUACGUAUAUCCUUCCCCCCUUACCUCGUUUUCAGUCUUUUCUUCCUUUCCAUCAACUCUUGCCUGACUGACAUCUGUUUUGCUCAGUACCUCUACGCGAUCAGCCGUAGGAUCUGAGCAAGCUUUUUUUUACAGAAUCUUUCUAGUAUCUUACAAAGAACUACAAAGUUCUCAAAACCUUCAAAAUGGGGUAGGUUAAUCCUUGACGACUGGGUUCGGUUGCAUCUCCGAUCAUGGCUGACUGAUUUCCUCUCGCUUGCAGUAAGGAAGAGAAGUCCCACAUCAACAUCGUCGUUAUCGGCCACGUCGAUUCCGGCAAGUCCACCACCACUGGUCACCUGAUCUACAAGUGUGGUGGUAUCGACCAGCGUACCAUCGAGAAGUUCGAGAAGGAAGCCGCUGAGCUCGGUAA
This is a messenger RNA of Aspergillus pseudotamarii, 1172 nucleotides long. RefSeq lists its product as uncharacterized. NCBI's taxonomy places the organism in Eukaryota, Fungi, Ascomycota, Eurotiomycetes, Eurotiales, Aspergillaceae. The record is from RefSeq and is a predicted model, not a curated record. The transcript has a single exon. The coding region runs from base 287 to 877 and encodes 196 amino acids.